Messenger RNA from Mercenaria mercenaria, 4292 nucleotides. RefSeq lists its product as uncharacterized. Lineage: Eukaryota; Metazoa; Mollusca; Bivalvia; Venerida; Veneridae. The transcript has 13 exons. Bases 247 to 4287 code for a protein of 1346 amino acids. The record is from RefSeq and is a predicted model, not a curated record. Gene Ontology annotation, molecular function: monocarboxylic acid transmembrane transporter activity. Gene Ontology annotation, biological process: monocarboxylic acid transport; transmembrane transport.
UAGUCGACGUUAAUUGCUGUGUAAGUAAAAAUUGUUAAAAACUAAAAAUGUAUUACAUUCACUUUCAAAGGUAAAUGUGAUGAAAUGCUAGGCAACAAAUAAUUCAAUUUCUCAUUAAAUGAUAUAUCAUUCACGAAUGAAAUAUAGGAGAAAGGUUUACAAGGAAAACGGAGAUUUUAGUAUAGUUUAUGAUGAUAAAAAUGUGUUGGAUUUAAUCUUUUAACAAGAAAACAGGAAUUAGUUGAAAUGACGGAACACGAACCGAAGACAAAUAUUGAUGUUAAUGGGGAAUCGUUAUAUAAAGAAAAAGAAUUCAAGCAAAAUUCAGUUGAUAAAGAUACCGGGAUUGGAGAAAAGCAGUCUGAAAGAGCGAUUGAAGACGAUCACGGUGGUGCUCCAAUAGACAGGGGAUGGGCAUGGGUGGUUCUAGCAGCAUGUGUGUUUGAGAUCAUUGUAUAUGGCGGGCUCCUGAGAUCAUUUGGUGUGUUUUUUCUUCAGUAUCAGAAGAGAUUCAAUUCCAAUGCUUCCGAGACAGCUUUCAUGAGUCUUAUACAAAAUGUUGUGCUCAGCAUUACAGUUCUCUUUGUUAUGACGAUUGGACUUAAACACUUCAGCAGUCGUGUUGCUGUGUUCACAGGUGGUGUUUUCACAGUUGCUGCAUACCUCAUUACUGCUUUCGCAACCGACAUAAGAGUGUUUUAUUUCGCACAAGGUGUGCUUGGAGGUGUUGGAUUGGCAAUGAUACACCCACCAAUGCUUGCAAUUAUCGGCGUAUAUUUUCAUAAACAUCGAGGCCUUGCAAAUAGUGUCUUCAAUGGAGGGGGCUCCGUCGGCGGCCUCAUCUUCGCUCCUCUUAUCAUUAAGUUAUUUGAUGAGUAUCAGUUUACAGGAGCAAUGUUGAUAUUUGCUGGAUUGCUCAUGAACAUUUGUGUUUCUGCAUUGCUUAUGAGACCGAUAGAAAGUUACUCUAAAGAGAGGCUGAAAUACAGAAAGGACGACACUGAAAUCACGGAAAAUGACAAGCUUCUAUCGAAAAACGAGAUUGACAAAAAUAACAUUGAUUCUACAAAAUUAACUUUUGAUGAAAUUAAAUUGGAAUCAGAUUCUUCCCUUUCAGACAGUAUUGCACAUGAAAAUCUUAGAAAAUAUCCUGCUGGUAAAGGAACUAAUUUUACUCGCAUGCAGUCAUAUGAUCCUGUUAUAGUUAACGGAAGACCUAAAGAAUCACCUUUGCUUCAGCGCGUGCGGGCCCAUUCGUUUGGAAUCCGACAAAGAACGAUAUCUGAAGAUAAGCAGAGAUACGACAGUGAUAGCAAUAUACAUCAUAGCAAAAAUGUUCUGAAAGGAGUAAUUGAUGCUAUAUCCAGAUCUCAGUUAGCUUUAUAUGCAAGUGGAGAAGGAUUUUGUGGUUCAGUUGUCGAUUUAAGUAUUCCUUCUUCUCGAGAGCGUUCUAGAGACAAUGAUGCGUCGAGUGGAAAUAAAAUCAACGAUAGUAAUGAAGUUGGAUGCUUUUCAAACAUGAAAGCGUGUAUCUUAUCCGUGCUGUGCACAGUGUUUGACUUAGGUUUACUGCGCAAUCCAGUUUUCAUUGCUUAUCUUUUAAUGGCCUUUUCUAUCAUGUCUGGAGUAGCGCUUGUUCCAGUCUACAUACCACCUCAUGCAAAAGAUAUUGGAAUUAGUAAUGAAAAGAUUGGACUUAUGCUUUCUUUAAUGGCUGUUAUUGAUUUAGUGUCGAAAGUCACGAUGGGUGUGUUCGCAGACAGAAAGUGGAUCAAAACGUCGACAAUACUGGUCAUUGUAACGUUCGUUUUAGGAACCGCAUCACACCUACUGUGUUUCGUAGACUCAUUUCCAGCAAUGAUUAUAUUUGUUGUUGUAGCAGGUAUAUGUUGUGGGCAAUAUAUGUCCCUGUAUGCGGUGUUGCUAAUGGAGGUGAUAGGACCUGAGAAGUUCAAGAGCUCCAUAGGGUUUGGUACACUUGUACAUGGAGCGUCUAUUGCCAUCUUCUUCCCGGUCGCAGGUCUCCUCCGUGACGUUACGGGAUCAUAUGUGGCUUCGUUUCAUCUCCUUGGAGGCCUUGCAUACCUUGCUGGAAUACUUGCUUUUAUAAUUCCAAUUGUGAACAGAUGGAAAAAGAGAAAAGAAGCAGACAAAUUUAAAGAUCAGUCGCAUAAAAAAGUGCUCAGACUAUCUUCAACUCCAGUGAAAGCAGACAACACACAGGCGUCUUCAGUAAUCGACAAUAUCGAUGAUGAAGAAGCAGAUCUGAGUGGAUAUUUUGGAGACAAGCACAUGUUUGAGGCAUAUGUUGGUACACAGACAAAUGACUGUUUGAAAAUGACGGAACUAAAGGCGACCGCAAAGGCUGAAAUUAAUGGAGAAACUUUUAACACGGUAAAAGAAGUCGACCAGGCGUCAGCUGAUGGAGAUUCUGGGAUCGAAGAAGAGGAGAUAGACGGAGCAUUCAAAGACGCCCAAAAUGGAGCACCAGUGGACAGAGGAUGGGCAUGGGUGGUUCUUGCAGCAUGUGUGUUAGAGAUUAUAGUAUAUGGUGGUAUGAUAAGAUCGUUUGGUGUGUUCUUCCUUCAAUAUCAGAUGAGAUUCAAAUCAAAUGCGUCAGAGACAGCAGUGAUGAGUCUUAUACAAAAUGUCGUGCUCAGCAUUACAGCUCUCUUUGUUAUGACCAUUGGUCUAAAGAAGUUUAGCAGUCGAGUUUCUGUGUUCACUGGUGGUACCUUCACGGUUGCAGCCUACCUUAUAACUGCCUUUGCUACUGAUAUUAGAGUGUUUUAUUUCGCUCAAGGCGUACUUGGAGGUGUCGGACUGGCAAUGAUUGUUCCACCAAUGCUUGCAAUAAUCGGCGUUUACUUUAAUAAACAUAGAGGUCUUGCAAACAGUAUCUUCACUGCAGGAGGCUCCGUAGGCGGACUCAUCUUUGCUCCUGUCACUGUUAAAUUAUUUGAUGAAUUCCAGUACACAGGAGCGAUAUUAAUUAUAUCUGGUUUACUUAUGAAUAUUUGGGUUUCUGCUUUACUAAUGAGACCAAUAGAAAGUUAUUCAAAGAAGAAAACGCAUUUAAAAGACAAAGACACUAACAUUACUGAAGAUGGCAAGCUAUUAUUGAAAGAAAAUACUGAAAAACAUUACAUUGGUUCUACAAAGUUAACGUUCGAUGAAAUUAAGCUUGAAUCGGAUGUCUUCCAUUCAGACGUCAAGUCACAAUCGGACCUUUUAAAUCAUUCUCAUGUGAAAACAACCAACUUUACCCGCAUGCAAUCAUAUGAUCCGGGUAUGGUUAACCAAAUAUCUCAAGGGUCACCUUUGCUCUUUCGCGUGCGGGCUCACUCGUUUGGCAAUUUGAAGAGAACUAUCUCUGAUGAUAAACACAGAUAUGAGAAAUAUGACAGUCAAAGCAAUAUAAAUCAUAUCAAAAAUGUUCUGAAAGGAGUAAUUGAUGCUAUAUCUAGGUCACAAGUAGCAUUAUACACAAACAGUGGAGGAAUAUGUGGCUCAUUUAUUGAUUUAAAUAUUCCACCAACGGAAGAGAGUUCAAAGGAUUAUGUUGUGAUAAGUGACAAAGAUACAAUUGAUACCAAAGUUAAUGAGGUAGAAUGUUGUUCGAAUAUAAAAUCGUGCAUUUUUUCAGUGUUAUGCACAGUUUUUGAUUUAGGAUUACUGCGAAAUCCCGUUUUUAUUACAUACCUAUUAAUGGCCUUUUUCAUGAUGUCUGGUUUAUUGCUGGUACCAGUCUACAUACCAACACAUGCAAAAGAUAUAGGAAUCAGUAAUGAAAAGAUUGGACUUUUAAUUUCCUUAAUGGCUGUCAUUGAUUUGGUAUCAAAGGUUACAAUGGGUGUAGUAGCAGACAGACAGUGGAUCAAAAGGUCGACAAUAUUAGUCAUCGCAACAUUCGUUCUUGGAACCGCUUCACACCUGAUGCGUUUUGUAAAUUCAUUUCCAACGAUGAUAAUAUUUACGGUAAUAGCGGGUGCAUGUUGUGGACAAUAUAUGUCCGUGUAUGCGGUACUGCUGAUGGAGGUAAUAGGACCAGAGAAGUUUAAGAGCUCCCUAGGCUUUGGUACUCUUGUACAUGGGACAUCAAUAGCAGUCUUCUUCCCAGUUGCAGGUCUCCUGCGUGACGUCACUGGUUCAUAUGUUGCUACUUUUCAUCUUCUUGGCGGACUUGCAUAUCUGGCUGGUGUUCUCGCCUUCAUUAUUCCAAUUGUGAAUAAAAUGAAAUGGGGAAAAGAAGCAGAGGAAAUUAAAGAUCCAGCAAAUGAAGCGUGAUGAAC